AAAAAAAAAAAAAAAGCUUGCGCAUUCAGCAAAUAUAAGCUGGCGAGCAGAGCCAGGGUCACCCGCUUUCGAGAGGGGAGCUGCCGUUCUGCGGCCUCGGGUUGAAUGCAAGCAAUGGACAUUGAGAAGGUCAACUCCAUGGACUUUGGGGAAUUUGUGGAUGUGUUUGGGAAUGUCAUUGAGAGGUGUCCUCUGAUUGCCGCUGCUGUUUGGUCCCAGAGCCCGUUCUCCAACUUGGAAGAUUUAGAGAAGCACUUCUUUGCCUUCAUUGACGCCCUUCCGCAGUCAGGCCAAGAGGGCAUCCUGCGCUGCCACCCGGACCUGGCGGGCCGCGAGCUGCAGCAGGGCACGCUCACCGCCGAGUCGCAGAGGGAGCAGAGAGGCGCGGGCCUGACGAGCCUGAACGCCGACGAGCGGCUCCGGCUGGCGGAGCUCAACGCGCAGUACCGCGCGCGCUUCGGCUUCCCCUUCGUGCUCGCCGCGCGCUUGAGCGACAGAGCGGCGGUGCCGCGGGAGCUGGCGCGCAGGCUGCACUGCCCGCCCGCGCAGGAGCUGCGCACCGCCCUAGGCGAGGUGAAGAAGAUCGGCCACCUGCGUCUCGCCGACCUCCUGGGCGCGGAGCAAACCUGA
Molecule: messenger RNA, 630 nt
Organism: Enhydra lutris kenyoni (northern sea otter)
Lineage: Eukaryota; Metazoa; Chordata; Mammalia; Carnivora; Mustelidae
Product: ureidoimidazoline (2-oxo-4-hydroxy-4-carboxy-5-) decarboxylase
Exons: 2
Coding region: 106-630 (174 amino acids)
Biological process (GO): allantoin metabolic process
Molecular function (GO): carboxy-lyase activity
Source: RefSeq, a predicted model, not a curated record